This is a messenger RNA of Leopardus geoffroyi (Geoffroy's cat), 1352 nucleotides long. RefSeq names its product mitochondrial assembly of ribosomal large subunit 1 (gene MALSU1). Gene Ontology annotation, cellular component: mitochondrion. Gene Ontology annotation, biological process: negative regulation of ribosome biogenesis; negative regulation of translation. Gene Ontology annotation, molecular function: ribosomal large subunit binding. The record is from RefSeq and is a predicted model, not a curated record. The transcript is spliced from 4 exons. The coding region runs from base 75 to 773 and encodes 232 amino acids. NCBI's taxonomy places the organism in Eukaryota, Metazoa, Chordata, Mammalia, Carnivora, Felidae.
AGCCAAUCGAAAGCCGAAGAACCCACUCGGUCUCCAUUAAGGCCCGCCCGGUGAAUCGUCGCUGGGCUACAGCGAUGGGCUCUGGCGGGCUUCUGGCGCGGCGGCUCGGGUCGCUGCUGUGGUGCAGGGCCCUUUCCCCGGGAGCUGGGCCUUCGGCGGGCGCGGGGCCCCGGCUUGGGCUGCUGGCCGCGGGGUGGCAUAAGGCGGGACCGGCGCCCGGCCGGGCCUGCCUGACUCCCGAUCACGCGCGCGGCCUGCACGGCGGACCCGGCCUGGAGGAGCGGGCUCAGGGGGCAGCCGGUGAGGGGCAGCUGGAGUCAAGCACAGCAGAUCAUACUGGCCCCAAGUUUGACAUCGAUAUGCUGGUUUCACUUCUGAGGCAAGAGAAUGCAAGAGACAUUUGCGUGAUCAAGGUUCCUCCAGAAUUGAAAUACACAGAUUACUUUGUGAUUGGUAGUGGAACAUCUACCCGACACUUGCAUGCCAUGGCCUACUACAUUGUGAAAAUGUACAAAUACUUGAAAUGUAAAAGCAAACCUCAUGUUAAGAUUGAAGGGAAGGACACUGAUGACUGGCUGUGUGUGGACUUUGGCAGCAUGGUGAUUCAUUUGAUGCUUCCAGAAACCAGAGAGACCUAUGAAUUAGAGAAAUUAUGGACCCUACGUUCUUAUGAUGACCAGUUAGCUCAGAUAGCACCUGAGACAUUACCCGAAGACUUCAUUCUUGGAAUAGAAGAGGACACUUCAUCCCUGACUCCAGUGGAGUUCAGAUGAGAAUAAAAUGAUAUGAACUGCUUUAGUCAUUAUCAGAUUUGGAUUGAGUCACUUAAAAAUGUAACUCUGAAUGAAACCCCACCUACUUGGUCAGGUUGUUGUCAAAACAAGUCUUAUUUAUGGGCACUCAUGCUAAAUGAAUGUGGAAAUUGUAGGUAAGUUCAAAUUAAAAUUUUAAUAUAUUGUUUUUAUUCCGGAGAUCCCAGCAGGAUUUCUGGGAGCUAACACUGGCCCCGGCCUCUGUGUUCUCUGUUCACAGUUUAAUUAAUUUUGCGUAAGUGUAAAUCUUAUUCGGUAGAAUGGAAUAGCCAGGUUUUGGUUUUUUUUUUUUAAUAAAGCAGAAAACCCAUAACCGCCCCAUUGGUGUUGUUACUUAAAACCUACAGUUUUUAGUUCAUAUGUACCAAUAUUAUAAAGAUCCAAAGUAAGUACUAUGGAAUGUAGAAAAGAAUGUACCACUUGAUAUUGGUACUUGCCUUGAGACUGACGUAGUAUUACUAAAAAUCUGUUUAUAGUUUGACCAAAUUUGAACAUUCAUGUUUAUUUGAAAAACCAGAAAUAAAAGAUACCAUACACCAA